UGAGUUCGCGCCUUUGCCAAGAUCUUGGCGAACAGUCUCUCACCGUGUGAUUGUAGCUCAGAAAUUAUUUUUCUUUUGGUGAUGAUCGUACUGGGCUGGAUUCUUUUUGUUGGGCUUGCAUCCUACAUGGGGACAUUUCCAGAGGUGAUGCCUCCGACUCUAAAGUGGAAAGAGGGGUUGCCUGUUUGGGAGACCAAGGCACGGCGAAGAAGCCAAACUUUGGAGGAUGAGCUGCUGCUGCUGCUGUGAGAUCAGGAACGAUGUGGAAGGGAUAUAAAUAUCCCCCAGGAGGGACCCCCUUGGAAGUAAACAAAGAUGACCCUGGUGAAGUCAUGCAGCUGUGAAGAACACCCAACUGCCCAGUUCCUGUUGUAGGUUUCACAUAAAGUAAUCGCACAUUAUUUUGUCAGGUUCUGUGUAGUUACCACGCGUUUUAAGAUGGACAAAGACAAUAUUCUCCUAAUAGAGACAGAGAGUGAGUUGGUAGGUGGGAGUGAGUGGGUGAUGGUCAGGUUCUAUUUGUCAAAGCCUCUAAGGCUGAGACACCUUGUUUAAAUUGUCCCCUCUUGGGUAAUCAUAAGUAAUGAUUUUUAGACCCACUUCCCAAAUACUAUAUCCCAAAUCUUGAGUCCAAAAGUAAAAAUUAUCCCACGGGGUUCAUUUAAAUACAAGGGAAGAUGCUAAGGUGGUAUUCAACCCUCACCCAGACCUGCUGAAGCUGGGUCUUGGCCUCACUUGAAGUGACCGAAGAGAAAUUAAGAGGCUCAGGUAUCUUGCCAGCACAGACCUGGACACAGUAGGGAUGUAGAUGCAGGCUUCUUCCAGGAACACCUAUGUGUUGUGUGCUAAGGCAAUGGUCUCCCUCACCUGAAGUUAUCCAAUGAUCCUUUUAAAAGAUUUUAAAAAUUAUUUUUAAUUAUAGGUAGGUGUAUGUGUAGGUCUGCAUUGGAAUGCAACAGAGGCCUCAGUUUCCCCCUGGAGUUAGUUAUAGGUGAUGGUGAGCUGCCAGUGCAGGUGCAGGGAAUGGGCUCAGGUCCUCCCCAAGAGCUCUUAACCCAAACCACUUCUCCAGACAGCAUAUGUAUAAACAAAACCUAGGUGCAGCUCUCAACAUGGAUGCAGUAAAUUUAAAUUCAGGGCUAGGAGCCUAAGCACAAAAUCAGCAGUUAAUAAAUGAGGAGUCUGAGCGUCGGUAUCUUACCCUCUAAAAAUGAGAUCAGGGAGGUGGUGGUGGGGAGGGGAAGAACAUUUCGGUAACUGUGCAAGAGAACAGGUGUACCCAGCAAAGCAUUCCUGUCGUUCACACAGAAAACACCUUGUUAUUCCUACCAUUUGUUAAGAGUUACUCUGUGUGUGUGUGCGCGCGCUCACCCGCGUGGAGACCGAAGGUCAGCGCCUGGUGUCUUCUCACAGCCUCCAGCUGUUUGAGACAGUCUCCCACUGAACCUGGAACUUGCCACUUUGAUUAGACUGGCCGGCCAGGGAGCCACGGGAAUCCACCCAUCUCUGUGCUGCCGAGUGCUGGAGUUACAGAUGUAAGCCACCAUGCCUCCCUUUUAUGGGGGACCCGCAACUCUGACCGCAGACUCAUUUGUGUGACAAGCACUUUACACAUCAAUCCACCGUAAGAUUAUCUUUCCUAUGGAAAGGAAAAUGAAUCCAAAAUGCAGAUGCAGUACUGAGGAAUUUGGGACUAGACACUAUUAUAUUUCCUGCUCUUCCACGACCUCACCCAGUCUCGGUACUCGCCUCCUGUGCGGCACUAAGGGCGCCCAUCCAUCCGUCCACGUAUGUCUCUGUGAGCGCAUGUACUGAGGGAGGUCAGAAGGCAGCGGGUACCCUUUAUCACUCUGCCUGUUCCUUCCCGGCA
Messenger RNA from Microtus ochrogaster (prairie vole), 1870 nucleotides. It is a transcript of the gene Misfa, whose product is annotated as mitochondrial sheath formation associated. Lineage: Eukaryota; Metazoa; Chordata; Mammalia; Rodentia; Cricetidae. The record is from RefSeq and is a predicted model, not a curated record.